GCGAGCUCGUAGAUACGUCAGCGAACUACAAGCCGACUUCACACUGGUCAUGCUGUUGGACCACCUGGAUGAGUCGUACGUUCUCCUGAAACGCCUGAUGUGUUGGGACCUGAGAGACAUUCUAUACAUCACUAAGAACAACCGAAGUUAUUCGUUCAAGGAGUACACUCCCUCUGAAAAGGAGGUACAGGAGCUCCGCCGGUGGAAAGCCGUGGAUUACUUAAUUUAUGACACGUUCAACAAGUCCUUGUGGGAGAAGAUUGCAGCACAAGGUCCGGACUUCUUUGAGGAAGUGCAUUAUUUCAAGGACGUCAAUACGCGCGUCAACACGUACUGUAACGAACGACAGGAAAACACAUCCAACCUCAUCGUGGAAGCGGCCAAGUGGAAUUCACUGCAGUUUGAAGUCGACGCCGAGUUUUGCCGUGUGCUGCAAACACUAGUAAGUACCAUCUUUGUAACGUUUAAAUGGUAAGAUAUAUUCAUACAUCGUUUAUACAGCCAUAACGUGAUUUGUUAAUGUGGUAGAAACCUAUGCGUUGAGGAUCGGCCAAAUAAUCAUUCUUUUACGAAUGUUUAUAUUUAGA
Molecule: messenger RNA, 587 nt
Organism: Branchiostoma floridae (Florida lancelet)
Lineage: Eukaryota; Metazoa; Chordata; Leptocardii; Amphioxiformes; Branchiostomatidae
Product: galactose-3-O-sulfotransferase 3-like
Exons: 2
Coding region: 50-475 (141 amino acids)
Biological process (GO): glycolipid biosynthetic process
Cellular component (GO): membrane
Molecular function (GO): galactosylceramide sulfotransferase activity
Source: RefSeq, a predicted model, not a curated record